Molecule: messenger RNA, 1406 nt
Organism: Suillus paluster
Lineage: Eukaryota; Fungi; Basidiomycota; Agaricomycetes; Boletales; Suillaceae
Exons: 1
Coding region: 1-348 (115 amino acids)
Source: RefSeq, a predicted model, not a curated record
AUGAUGCAACACCUUUGCUUUGCCUCCCUAACGCUUCUUCUCCAGAGCAUGCUCUUGCUCAUCAACUUCGCCAUAUCCACCAGAAUAAUCAGCAUCAGCAGGGGGUACCUGCACAGCGACACUGCCAUUUUCUCGUGUCCCUUUCCCUUUUGCUCACGCUUGGUAUUUACGACAGCAGGCAUAGAAGCUAGCUCAAGAACGGCGAGAACCUUGCAGAAGUCGAUCUCCAGCACCGCGUCAUCCAGAACACGUUCUUGCUCUCAUUUGGCCACUCCUUGUUGGUGGCCUUCACAGCUGGCUUCUACACUUGUGCACUCGUGCCAGGACGAUACGUCGCGCCCCCGCUGACGCGUUGGAUUAACGGGCCCUCCGUCACUGUUCCGUCAUCAGAAUAUACCUUGCUUGAUAGUCUUGUGAUGGUCCCUACGUCUUGUCCUUCGUGAUCGCUUUCGCUUUCCCCAAACUCGUCACCUCUACCUCACCCUUCAACCGCGCUCCUGCAUCCUCAAUAUCAACCUCCUCAUCUCCCUCUUCUCCACCCAGCAGCUCUCUCUGCUUCUUUCGAAGAUUUUUGCUAUCCGCUUUGCGAAUCGGCACGGAAUGCAAGUUCGUGCACCAUGCACAGUUCCACGCGCCGCGCCGCGACCUCUUCGACUGAUAGAUGGGCUCUCUUUAAAGGUCCGAUUCGAGCAAUGUCCUGAUCACGAAGUUGAGCGGAUCAAGGAGGCUGUCUACGGCCAACUCGAGUUCAUUCGAUGAUAAGAAUUCUUUAGUGGAUGAUGUGGAUUAAAUGAUCACAAGUGAGAUUAACUUGAUUUUUACUGCAAGCUCAGAUGUUCUGCCUAGAAGUAAAUCGCGAGUUAAUGGUGGAAUAUGUUGAUAGACUGGAUCAAUCAGUACCUGCUUGACGUCCUUCAUCGUUGCACUCUACUUCCUCGUCGGUCUGCUUGUAAGCGAUUGAGAUUCGACAUUCGCGGAGAAGUGGUGCUAGCAGGGUUUGUUUUGUUCGAGGUGGAAGUGAGAGCCUUUGUGGACUUUUUGACUGAAGACACCAGCGGAGUGAGGGGUCGUCUAGCUCAAGUGUACGCCAAACUCUCCUGCCGCUCCAGCCUCGGUGCGCUCCUCCGUCAAAGUGACAUGUUUUUAUUGUUAUUCAAGGCAUCGUGUGAUCUGCGUGUUUUGACUUCUGCUGGAUCCAGCGGCGAGAGGAAGCCUUUCAGUUCUGCGAGAGCUUCAUGCACCGCCCUUGUCAAGUGAGGCGUGUUUGAAUCGAACUUAUUCUAACUUCCCCGGUCGACAGUCUAGGGAAUAUAGUAACGAUUGGAUUGUAGCAUGGCAAUGAUGUAUCUAAGUAGCAAAUACAUAAUGUUUCAUGAGAGCGGAGUCGUGAAUGUAGUGAAUGUAAU